AUGGCUCCAAACUUUGACCAUGACGACGACUUCAUCUUCACAAUCUCCGACCAUGAUGAUGUAUCCGACGACGGCGGCGCCGAGGAGCUCAUCGCGGCCACGCCGAAACUUGCUGGCACUGGCAAAAAGAGGAAGUUCACCGAGGACCCCGAUCAGGGCGUGAAGCCUAAGGAGGUGGCUUCCAAAAAAGCUAAAAAGGAUAAAAAAAAGGGGAACAAGGGAAAGCAAACGGAGCCAGAAACCGCGGUCGAGACAGACGAUGAUGAGGUAGCCAUGCCAGAGCCAGGCGAAGAGAUUGCACAGAACGACGAUAUUGACAGUGACUUCGAGUUUGCUGUGGGCGAUAUCGACACUGGCUUCGUCGAGGAAUUCGAUGGCUGGGGCAAUGAGAAUGGCACGGUAGCACAGGAAUCCGGCAAAAAGGGCAACGCAGUUGAUGUCGACGACAUCAUCGAGCGCAGACGAAGACAACAAAGGGCGGCAAAAGAGACCGAGGAUGACGAUGAGAACAAUUUGGACGAUGAAGCCGAGUUUGACGGAUUCACUGAAGAAGACGAUGAGCUCAUGGCCGAGGAUGGCUUCGGCAUGGGCGCCGCGAGCGACUCAGAUUCGGAUAGGGAGGAAGGGGGCGAAGAUGCAUCUGAAGAUGAGUCUGCAGAUGACGGUGCUGAGUCUGAUGAGGACGAAGAGAUUCCGCAUGUGCCACACCCCAUGGAUGCCGAGGCAUCAGCAUCUGACGAAGAGCAAGAGGACGCAGAAGAAGCGAAGAAGGCAGCAGAAUUUUUUGCGCCUGAGGAAAGUGUGACCAAGAAGAAGAAGAGCGCCAAAGCCAGCACCGGAUCCUUCCAGGCCAUGUCACUCUCUCGACCCAUUUUGCGUGGCCUUGCGGCCGUAGGCUUCAGUGAGCCAACGCCAAUUCAGAACAAAGCCAUCCCCAUCGCGAUGCAGGGAAAGGACGUUGUGGGUGGCGCCGAGACGGGUUCUGGUAAAACAGCUGCCUUUCUUAUUCCCAUUCUCGAGCGUCUUCUGUACCGACCAAAGAAGGUACCGACCACACGUGUGGCUAUCUUCAUGCCCACACGCGAGCUGGCUGUCCAAUGUUUCAAUGUCGCUACAAAACUUGCAUCUUUUACCGAUAUCACCUUCGCUCUCAUGGCUGGUGGUUUCUCCACAAAAGAUCAGGAAGCAGUACUAAAGACCCGGCCGGAUGUUGUGAUUGCUACCCCAGGUCGUUUCAUUGAUCACAUGCACAACACUGCUGCUUUCCAAGUCGAGCAUCUCGAGAUUUUGGUUCUCGAUGAAGCUGAUCGUAUGCUUGAAGAAGGUUUCGAGUCCCAACUCAACGAGAUUCUUACAACAAUCCCUAAGUCGCGUCAAACCAUGUUGUUUUCCGCAACAAUGACGAGCACUGUGGACAGGUUGAUUCGCAUUGGCAUGGAUAAGCCUGUGCGUCUCAUGGUGGAUGCGAAAAAGCAUACUGUCAAGGGCCUUACCCAAGAGUUCAUUCGUCUCAGGCAAGGAAAAGAGGAUAGGCGACUUGCUUACCUCAUGUACAUUUGUGAGAAAUUCUACAACGAGCGAGUCAUCAUAUUCUUCAGACAGAAGAAGGAGGCACACAGGGUUCGUGUUGUCUUCGCUCUCUGUGGACUCAAGGCAAGCGAGCUCCACGGCAACAUGAGCCAAGAACAGCGUAUCCAAGCCGUGGAAGCUUUCAGAUCAGGCAAAUCGGCAUACCUGCUGGCCACAGACGUUGCGUCUCGUGGUCUCGAUAUCAAGAACGUCUCGACGGUGAUCAACUACGAAGCUCCUCAGACUCAUGACAUCUACAUGCAUCGUGUGGGUCGUACUGCCCGUGCUGGACGUGAGGGUCGAGCAUGCACCCUGGCUGCAGAGCCUGACCGCAAGGUUGUCAAGCAAGCUGUCAAGGCUGCUCGCGAUCAAGGCGCCAAAGUAGUCCAACGACAGGUUCCGGUGGAAGAAACCGAUCGAUGGAUGACAAAGCUUCGGGGGCUCGAAGAGGAGAUUGAGGAGGUCCUUCAGGAAGAAAAGGAUGAACGUCUACUCAGUAUAACAGAGCGAGAUCUCAAGCGAGGUGAAAAUCUGAUUCUUCACGAAGACGAAAUCAAAGCCAGGCCCCGACGCGUAUGGUUCGAAUCGGAAAAGGAAAAGAUAGCCGAGCGUGAGAAGGGGGCUGCUGCACUGAAUGGUCCAGCGGGUGGUUCUGUGAAGGACAAGAAGAAGGGAAAGAAGUUGAGUGGCAAGGACAAGAAGAAGCUUGAAGCGAGGGACUUCCGCACCGAAGGCAAACAGUGGAAGAAGGGCAAGCAGGACAGGGGGCUGAGUACUGGAAAAGCAAAGGAGAAGGCGGCGCAUGUCAAGAAGAAGAGCAAGGAGAUUGCUAAGAGGACAGCGUUCAAGGGUUUUGGGAAAGAUUAA
Plenodomus lingam JN3 is the source of this 2436-nucleotide messenger RNA. It is a transcript of the gene DRS1, whose product is annotated as nucleolar DEAD-box protein required for synthesis of 60S ribosomal subunit. Gene Ontology annotation, molecular function: nucleic acid binding; RNA helicase activity; ATP binding. The record is from RefSeq and is a predicted model, not a curated record. Lineage: Eukaryota; Fungi; Ascomycota; Dothideomycetes; Pleosporales; Leptosphaeriaceae.